This is a messenger RNA of Mya arenaria, 842 nucleotides long. RefSeq names its product UPF0728 protein-like. The coding region runs from base 91 to 369 and encodes 92 amino acids. The record is from RefSeq and is a predicted model, not a curated record. NCBI's taxonomy places the organism in Eukaryota, Metazoa, Mollusca, Bivalvia, Myida, Myidae. The transcript is spliced from 4 exons.
GUGCAAUAUUGACAACUUUGUGAUUUCUUUGGAAGGCUUUCCUAGUUACCGAAACUUUUCUUGCAAUUUACUCUACAAUAUUAAGCUAAAAUGCCUUCCAAUGCCAAAGUUUUCAUCAAGUAUGGCCCAUAUGAAGCAGUUGGUAAUGUUGAAUACAGAGAUUCAAGACUGCAGGGUCUUAAAGCUAUUCUCACCAAAGAUGGCCACACUGUUGAAUUUGUAAAGGUAGAAGACAGAAAUGCUGUUGAGUUGUGUGUCAAUGGGGAAACCGUCUUCACAUGUGACAUAAAUGAGCUUGAUUAUGGUUCAGACGGUGAAUUAGACCCCCUCUGUAUCAAAGCCAAAGAAGCUGUGAAGAAAGCCUAUUAACCAUAUGGCAAACAAGAACAAUUGUUUGUUUCCUAUUUCCCAAACCACCAAUUUUUUUUAUGUGUUUCUGUUCUCCUUUUGCCAGUUUUGGUAUUCAGUUUCAAUAGUUUCUUUCAAGGGAAAAACGUGCAAAUGAACACAGGCAAAAUAGUUUUUCAGUUAUGAUGAAAAUGAUAUUAAUAAGACACAACUUUUCUUAAACAAAACAGAAAAAUCCUGACCUACCUGCAUUAUAUUUUAUGACAGGGAAAUUAGAAACAAACAAUUUUUUACCAUUAUAUCAUGCAAAGACACAUACACUUUGAUCAUAUCAUAAAUAACAUGAAUAGCAUUAAACACUGAUUGAUUAUAUCAUUCAAAGACACAUACACUUUGAUCAUAUAAUAAAUUACAUGGAUAGCAUUAAACACUGAUUGACUGUAUUGUUUUAUGAUUAUAAUGUUUUUAUAUUGAUAAAGAUAAUUUAAAAGUGA